AGUUUACCAAGAGAUUGUUGUAUUCAAGGAAUUAUUUGUUUAUUAUCCGAAUUCGGUUUUAAAUAAUUAAUAAAAUGGCAGAGGAUAUCGAAAACGACGAUCAGUGGCUGUACGGCGACAAUUCGGAAGGAGUCGCUCAGCCUGUAGAAGCUGCACCAGCAGAAGAAGCUCCACCGGAAACCAACAAUGAAGAACCAACUACAGAAGAAGCUGCAACAGAUAAUGCUGAAGCUCCACCAAAUUUGGAUCCACCACCUGAAGAUUUUACUGCAAAUGAAUUUCAUGACGAUGGACCACCUGGAGUGGACGAUGUCCCACCUGAAUCACAAAACGGCGAUUUAGAAGCUCCACAAAAUGACACAGAAGAUGGCGAAUUGAACCAAAACGGGGAAGAAGAAGAUGAAGAUAAUCUGGAAGAUGAUUCAGAAGAAGAUGAUGUCAAUGUAGUAAUUGGAGACAUCAAAACCAGCGCCAGCUAUCCUCAGCAGCAACAGCACAGUAUUAAGCGAGGAGGUUUACAAACAACCAUAGGCGAUAAGAGCAAACAAAUUCAGCAAACUGGCAAAUUCCAAGUUGAAGAAUUCGAGCAAAUUGGUACAAUCAAUGGAGUGCCUGCUUGUGACUACAAUCUUGACGCUUUAGAAGAAAAACCCUGGCGCACACCUGGAGCCGAUAUUACAGAUUACUUCAAUUAUGGUUUCAAUGAAGACACUUGGAAAGCCUACUGUGAACGCCAAAAACGUGUUCGUAUCAACGAAUCUGGAGCAGGGUUGCCUCUAAUGAAUCCCAUAAAUGUACCACCCCGCAUGCCAAUGAUGCAACAAACCCCUCAAAACUUCAACAACAUGAUGGGGCCAAGACCAAUGAUGCCACCUCCAAUGAUGAUGAAUAACAUGGAACCACCCAAAACCAAUACAAUUCAAGUAAUGACUGCUGAUAGAAGAGAAUACAGCAGAAAGCCUGGUUUUCCAGAUUUGAGCCAACCCCCACCAAUGGGAUAUCCUGUUGAGCCUUAUAUACCUCCUCCUGAAUAUGGAUUCAAUCCAGAACCAGAACCGUUUUAUGGAGGUUAUGAACCUACUCAAGACUCUCAAUGGAUGGAAGGUCAAGGAAAUCCAAACUGGCAACCAACUGAAAUUAAAACUUUAACAGGAAGUCCUCCUAGAAUGAUGGCUCCGCCUAGAAGAUCUCCCAGUAGAAGUCAUAGAAGUCCUUCUAGGGAUGUUGACCGGGACAGGGAGGAGAGAAGUAGAUCAGUCAGGCUGAGAGACCACGACAGGGAAAAAUCUAGAAGGAGAGAUAGAUCUAGGAGUCGGUCCAGGAGACAUAAGUCAAGAUCUAGGAGUCCCAGUCAUAGAGCUCAUAAGAAAAAGAAGUCCAGCAGGCGUCAUGUUGACAGUGAAUGAUUUAAAAUUUGCUUGGCAUUUUUUUUCCAAAUAUAAAACUGGGUUUUUUUUGAGUGAGAUUGUCUCUCAAACUGGAACCCAAUUCCAAUUAUUUUAAAGUAGAAAUAAAUCUGAGGUUCUUGAGAAGGAA
Messenger RNA from Ceutorhynchus assimilis (cabbage seed weevil), 1536 nucleotides. The record is from the annotation of a GenBank genome assembly. NCBI's taxonomy places the organism in Eukaryota, Metazoa, Arthropoda, Insecta, Coleoptera, Curculionidae.